Molecule: messenger RNA, 11106 nt
Organism: Stomoxys calcitrans (stable fly)
Lineage: Eukaryota; Metazoa; Arthropoda; Insecta; Diptera; Muscidae
Product: protein eva-1
Exons: 14
Coding region: 1703-4207 (834 amino acids)
Molecular function (GO): carbohydrate binding
Source: RefSeq, a predicted model, not a curated record
AGUGCGAAUAGCAAAGUAAUUUCGAGUAAAUCUCAGCCUUUGGUUUGGCGAAACACUUAAACAACACUGUGACCACAAAGCACAGAUGCUGUUGACACGUAUCAAGGCCGUCGUGAGUGGUGCUCUAGCAAAUGCGGUGCGCGCGGGUUCGUGACGACUUGACACUAUUUGCAAAUUGUACGCUGAAGCGAAAAAAGACCCACUUGUCACAGCAGUUUUGAUACAAAAAAAAAUUUGUUCAUGCUGGCUGCUGUGUGGAUGUGCAUCCAUAUGUUUGCUGCAUGUAUGUAUGUCACUUAAGUUGUGCAAGUGCAAGUGAGCGUACGGGUAUGCGUGAGUGCAAGUGUGGGGGCCGAUCGCUAGUGCGAAAGUAAUUGUGUGGAAUCGCUUAAACGAUUUAUGCAAAUCCCCCGCCUUCUUAGCCGAGUGAAGCUAACGACCUCAAAAGUUACGGCUUGCAAAACGAUGUGAAUAGAUACGCGGUUGUGGUGGUGUGACAAAAUCGACAAAACGAUUUCAAAUGUUUUAAGUUGUGAUUAUCACUUGCAGAUUGGAUAAGAUAACAUAAGAAUUCAUAAUUUACUCACAUAAAUAUACAAUUUGUUACGCAAAUAUUAUCACAGUGAUAAAAAAGCAGUGAAAAUAUUUCUUUCUGUUGAUAUUUGAAUAUUUGGAGCGCUAGCGAGGAGCACAUCGAGAGCGAAGGUUUAGUGUAGCCCAGGACGAUUUCGACAACAAACAAGGAAAGAACAACUACGAAAUGAUAAUAAUAAUGUCGGUCGCAAUGAUGAUGACGAUGGAGAUGGAGAUGAAGUGUUUAUACUGCCACAGCGACAAAAGUAAUAGCUGCAAAAACAACGACAACCACGUACCCAAGGGAAAAAUUUCAUGUUGAUUAUUUGCGAAACAGAAUCGGUGAUAAAUUGCCGUAAAGUACACGAUAAAAGGAAAAAAUUAACAGUGAUAAAAUUCAGUGCGAAAGUGAAAAUCUACUCGUGUUUGUCAAGUGGCGUGCCAGCCUGUCUGACUGAUGAUCCCACCAUCAACCCAUCCGACACGCACAUGCUCGGUCACAAGCGGCAUUCCGAUUUGACUUACCCCUCCCCCACAAGAGGGCUCAAAACAAUCAAGUCAAGCAACGUAGAAAGGAGUGGAGCUCACACAGAUAACAGCAAGAGGAUACAUUUGAGCCAGAGAAAAUAUUGUUAAGCGGCCUUUGGCCAAAGCAGAACUAAAUGGUGAGGAGGCCAAUUGAAUGCUAGAAAUAAUUUAAUGAAAGGACGUCGCAGCACUGCAGCGUAGUGGUACUGGAGUCUGGCAAGCGAAACGGAAAGAAAUGAAAUAAAAAAAAAAGAAAUGAAAUGAAUAACAAUAAUAAAGGCCAACGAGAGCAUGAAUGGAAAUACAAUAAAAAACAAGAAUUGCCAUUAAAGCAUUUAAGUUCACAACAAUUGCGAAGGAGCCCGCCAUCAGCGAAAGGCAAACUUGCAACAAUCACCAACAACAGCGUCACAAAUUAAACACAACAGAAGAAGAAAGUGGCAACGGUUGAAAAAGACGGUUGUGUGAGUGUGUGUGUGUGCAGCAUAAAGACGAGGUCAUAAAUUCGAGACUUAACCACGGUAACAACAUCGUCACGUCAACAACGCGUCCUUCUAGCCACUGCCACGCCAACAAAGACCGCUUACGCCGCUUGUGCAACAUGGCAACGUUACAGCAACCCGGACAGAAACUCGGGCACUGGCUGCUGCAUCACAGCUGGCGUCAUGUGCUCUGCGCUUGGUUAACGUUUUGGGUAUUUUUCAUGUGUACUCUGAACCCCGUCUUACCAGAAGUUAUUUACCGUGUGGAUCCUCUGGCUUUGUUGGCUGCUACGCUCAGGACGUAUCAGAGGGCUGGCUGUGAUUCUGAACAACUGUCGCUUAGUUGUCCGCGCGGAACAAGCAUCUCGAUUGAGCUGGCUCAGUAUGGACGAGCAGGAGAUUUAAGUGACCACAGCCUAUGCCCACCACUAUCCCAAGAAGAUUUGACAACCACCGGCAGUAGUUCCGGCGAUGGAAAUGCUGGCCUCAUUGGGACUGGCAGCAACACCGGCGUCAUACAUAGCGGCACCCAAAUCGAAGUGAAGCCUCCGGAGUCGUGUACAGUAAGCGGAUUACAGUAUGCGUUGCUGCAAACUGUUGUGGAUGCCUGCCAGAAAAAACGUCAUUGCAAAUUUUCCGCCAACUCAAAGCCAUUGGCAAGCGGGGAUCCUUGUGCCGGUAUACGGAAAUUCGUUGAGAUAGCAUAUAAAUGCCGACCAUAUGAGUUUCGCUCCAAAGUGGCCUGCGAGAAUGACAAUAUGCCACUUGUCUGCAAUCCCUAUUCACGGAUCGCCAUAUACAGCGCCUCCUUCGGCUACAUAGAGCGUGAAAGUGUACAAUGCCCGCAGAACAGUAGCACGCAGUCCCAAACGCAGACAACGCCGGAUACUACGGGCAAACAGACUUGCCUGGUGUCUUAUGCCACGGAGACGGUUAUGCAAAUUUGCCAUGGAAGACGUCGGUGUUCGGUGACGGCGGAUGCUGGCACAUUUGGCAGACCUUGCAAGAAUGAUAUACCGAUGCAUCUAAAAGUCGUCUACACUUGCAUACCGCGCAAAGUUCUUAAGGACCGAUACGAGACUGCACCAGAACCGGAUGAGCCACAACAAAGUGAAUUGGAUUUAGACCAAGAUGAACUAUACGAUGAAGACCAAUUCUAUAAAGAGGGAGAAGCCAUACCACCUGCCCCCAAGCUACAGGGAGCUAUACCAAACGCAGCCUACCCAUUCGAUUUUAAUAUGCGUUCCAAUGAGCCUACCACAACAAUGACAACACAUAUACUAUCGCAUAACGACAACACAUUGGAAGACUUCAACGGCAAAACUGGUGGCGGCGAUAUUGAUGAUGAUGCCAGCGAAGUCGUGGAUGAUUACAGGCAGCCAUCACGAUUGGAUGAGAAUGACUUAUUCCACAAACUGUCAAAAAUAUUUUCCAAUAACAAUUUGGAACAACACGCCAGUAUGACGACGACAACGGCGGCGCCAUCAGAAUCGACAAAUGAGGAAGGGAGUGUGGCAGCCGUUGAUGGUAAUGAUGAAUCGUCACCAUCUCCGAAUUAUAUUUAUCGCAAAAAAUGCCAGAUGGAGGAUGACUGGGGCACAAUUGGCUUAAAUUUCACCGCCGAUGAUAUUGAGGUUGAACGUGUGUUUGUCACAGGGUUCCUUGUCAACUGGAUGAAUGCCUACAUUCACAUCAAAAAAAACCAGGAGCAGUUUUAUCUUUACUUAAUCAUAUCUGUCGCUGCCGGCAUGCUGCUGUGCCUGACACUUGUAAUUGGCCGUUUGACCCUGCAGCGAAGGCGUUCGUGCCGCAAGAGCAGCCUUUCCAGUACCACCAACAACGAAAAGAAUCUCAGCGAUAAGUUGGGCAACAGUGGCGGAGGAGGCGAUAACACCAAAUACCAGCACGAAACCACACGUGAGACGCAGCUAAAUAGCUCCUUUGGCGAUGACAUCUCCGACAUAGAUGCGGAUAUUGACUUAACCAGCCCAAUGCCAGCUUCCAACAUUUCCAACCGAAACGAGUCGUAUAUGACAUAUGCUCCCAUACCGAACUGUGCGUACGGCUCUUUGGGUGACCACUCGUCGACAAAUUAUGGAACACCAACCACAAUGCUGAUGCCUUCGACAUCACAGCACAACAGCUUAAUGAUGGCCGGGGGGCAUGGGGGUAUCAGCUCCAUUGGCAUGUCAUCGGCUUGUCCAAACGUGGUGGGCAGCAGACAGACAACGCCCCCACCCCCAUCAUCCGCAGCUCUCUAUACUAGUAUGGGUGUGUGCUCGCCCUCGGUUAGUGGGACCUUAACAAUGGGUCCUCAUAUAAUGUCGCCGUCAAUUUUAAGCAACACUGGCAAUCAAAACAUGGGUGGUCCAUCAUAUCUUAGCGGCACUAUAAUGGUUCCAGGUCAUCAUCAUUCGCACACCGCCACAUUGCGCAGAAGUAUUAUACCCACAAGUAUGGGCAUAAUGGGAGCCCCAUCACCACCACUCGUAGCUGGCAAUCCGAUGCCGCCGGCAAUGGUGGGCGUGCCAACUUCGUCAAGUGUAUAUUAUGACACCACAAUACCGCGACACCUAAGCCGAGGAAUGUCAGCCGAUAGCAAUCCGCAAUACUUUUACGGGUGACAUUCAUUGAAUCGCAAAACCUCUUUGCCCAUUGCCAUUGCCGUAAGACCAACACAAAUGAAUUUAAAUAUGAUGCCACUGACUGCCACCAUGGGUGCCAUGACAGGGUCAACAGCCACAAUGCCAUGUGCGGUAAGGAAUACCACAUCCGCGAGCGUCACACCAUCACUGAAGGGCACUGCCAUACCUGAAAUACCAUCAAUCACAGUUACUUCCUCCACAGUUUCCAACAAGACCCAGUUCCAUCCAGGGCAGACGGGUUCUCCAACGCCCCAACAAAGCUCAGCUCAACACGACAACCAUCAAACAUCGUCAACGCCAGCCAGUGCCACCGCCACAACUCUGACUAGUGCCGACCGAAGCAAUUGUUUCUAAAGUAACCAUUGCAGAUCAGAGCUCCCUAACAGAUAGCAAUAGCCAUGAACUUCCCGCGAAGGUUGUUCCUCCCUGACAUGUAAAUAGUUUUACUACGACACUUCUAAAGGUGGCCGCCCCACUUUUGAAAUAAGAGUCAAAAUUUAGCAAUGUGAGACUUGUUCGAAACAAAGUUAGUGACUUUACAAAUAUACAAACACAAGCAUACAUACAUACAUAUAUAGAAAUUAAUGGUUUUACAAAGACACCCAACUUCCACGAGAGAAAUCAGCCCAAAAGCAAAACAAACAAACUCCUUAAAAAUCUAAAUAUACGACAAAUUUUCAUUAUCAUUAUUAUUAUUAUUAAUAAUAUUAUAAAUAUAGUGUUUAAUAAUGCAUUAUUAUAGUUAUGAUUAUAAAUAUUAUUAUGUAUGACUUGAGAGAGGUUUUCAAGAUCGUUUGUAUUAUACUGUAGUAAGUAGGUAUCCAUCCAAGUCGACUUUAGGAUAAAUCGGAUUUACCACAAAUGUAGAUAUACACAUUGAAUUACAAUUACAUACCUAGAAAGUCUGAAGGUGUGCACAAAAUAUUCCCCCGAUUCUUUCCUCAUUUAGGACACUGUGUCAUACACUCACACUCACACACACACACACUGUAAUUGACUCCGUUGUACGAGUACCACCAUACAUGAUCAUCCCAUACAUUCACCAUUUUACCUCAGGAGCUGAAGUAACCAAUGUUGUUAAGUUUAAGGAUUGACAGUGAGCCAAAUUGCAAGGAAUUAAUAGUUAUAACCUCUCAGACAAUAGGUUUAAUAACCCAUGUUUUUAUCUUAAACUAUUCACAGUGGGACAAAUCGCAAGGAAUGAAUGGCAAUAAAUUUGCACAUACUGGGCCCCAGUACGCAGUCGUACAAUGUUCAAGACGAUCUUGUUGAAUUAUUGGGUUGCCCAAAAAGUAAUUGCGGAUUUUUUAAAAGAAAGUAAAUGCAUUUUUAAUAAAACUUAGAAUGAAUUUUAAUCAAAUAUACUUUUUUUACACUUUUUUUCUAAAGCAAGAUAAAAGUAACAGCUGAUAACUGACAGAAGAAAGAAUGCAAUUACAGAGUCACAAGCUGUGAAAAAAUUUGUCAACGCCGACUAUAUGAAAAAUCCGCAAUUACUUUUUGGGCAACCCAAUAUUUUAUUGUUGAAUUUCAAAAUUCUGUAGACUUCUACCUUAUGGAUAAACAAAAUUUUAUAUUAGUUAAUCUGUGUUUUUUUUAUCUGACUCAUUAUCACAAUGUGAAAAACAUUAUUUAGUACUUUUGAACUUCAAUUGGCUGCUUGAAGGUCAGCGUGGCGCAAAUUUUAGCAUUUCCGCCUAUGACUGAACACCUGAGUUCGUAUCCCUGAGAGAGCAGCAGGGAAAUCUUAAGCGGUGGUUUUCAUAACUCUUACAUCGCCCAGCGGUACGCAGUUCCGACUCCACUCGACAGCACUUAAUUGAUAUGUUAAAAGUUUCCGCCAGUUCCACCUUGCAAUGAUCGUGGGUAAUUUUCAAUUUGCAAGCUUCUUCGCUGUCACUAAUUAAAUGAAAAGUUUAAUGAGAAAAAUUGUUUUUUGAGAUUAGAAAGAAAACUUGAUAAUUUUACCUGCGAAUAUAAAGGAUGUUUUUCUAGACGUAAAGUAACGAAAGGGAGUUAAAAUAUUUUAUUAUACAUUUUAUGUUUUGAAAUGCAAGAGACCCAUGCAACUGCCUCGAAGAAAUUCCAGCAUUUGCAGCCGUACGUCAACAAUAAGUCUAUUCAUUAUGAGUUAAUCUAUAUAUGAAAGGGCAAACCAAACUUAGCACAAAUCAAGUGCCAACUGCAAUAAUAAAAACUAUGGAGAAAGUGUGGCCGGAUUGAAAUCCUCAGAGUUAAAAAAAACUCAUUAUUUUACGAAUUUGAUUACUGGUCCUUAUUUUGUAGAAGGUAUUCUCCAACAAAUUUUCCAUUAAGGAACAGCGAAAAAACCAAAUUUUAUGAUUUUUCUGAUUUUGAUUCGGCGGAAAUCGAACCCACGGGAAUAAGUUGGCGGGAAUCAAACCCACGACUCCUGCACUGGUAAUCCAAGCAUGCUACCAUUUCGGCUACCGGGGCGCCCACCUUAGGUAAACUUCCAUUUCAUUUUACUGGCAUAAAACUUAUAACUAUAGCAAAAAUACCAAUUUGGCCACAAAUAUUUCGUUAAGGAACAGAGGGCAAACUUCUAACAUAUCAAUGAGUGCCGUCGGAUUCAAUUUUAAACUCAUCGAUAAGGGAUCUAUUUUUAAUGGGCGAGUCCGAACGGCUAAUCGCAGUACAAUACCUUCUUGGGGACAAGUUUUUACAUAGCUGCCAUACCAUUUUUUCAAUCCCAUGACAGCCGGUUAUGUGUAACGGAUUGACCCGAUAGAACUCUUCGAUAUCCAGGGGAUGUCGCCUUAGUGUACGUGUUCGUACUUGUUUUGGUUAUGUGAGAGACACAUUCAGGAGUGCUUUCUCUGUACGAUUCUGGUCCGUGCCGGGAUUGAAUAGAUUAAGCGAUGCAUGAAGUGGGUGCAUUUCCGAUUGUGCUCUGGUCUUACAAAACUACUGGAGUAUAUGUGACCCCUUCCAAUUAUCCUGUGUGGCAAUAUACGUAACUGCAACACCCCACCUUGGGUCAGUUUCUCUGUCUUGCAAUUGAAUUUCAAUAGUCUCCGAGGCCAGAUUGAUACGAUAGUGGACUUUAGGAGUCUGAAGAAGAUAAUGUUUGGAGCGAUCCAGGAGCCAAAGCUGAGCAACACCUGCAACCUUCAUAGUUGUUGUGAUUACAAUGCUACGAAAAGAUUGCAUACUGAAUGGAUGUGGGGGAUUGGCCUUCGUGAUACACGAUUCCGUGCAGUAUAGACCCAACUAUUCUUCGCCUGGAACUAGUGCACCUUCAUGAAAUGUAUGGGGAUAGCAGUCAUUUCCGAUACUUCCGAUAUAGAGCUAUACAUUGUGUAUUUUUUAAUGGACUUUAAUGUGCAGCGCUUUUUAGGGCAUUCUCCUCUAGGCAUCGUCCAGAGAGACAUAGUUUUUUUUGGAGCAGAUUGACAGCUGCACGUUUUGCAAGGUAAAUGAAGACGCCCCCACCAGGAUAACGUGGAGGUGCAGCAUAUAGUCAGACAUUUUCAUUGCAUCCCCUAAUUUCCUGAAUGACAUAUCAGGAAAUUUAUCGUGGACGAAGUUACGAAUGUUAUCGCUGCUCCAAGUCGUCAAAAGCGCUGGCUUCUGACAGGAUCUCUACACUGAAGCUGAAGAAACUGUCCUCAACAGGUCUUUGAGCACAGUUACUAUAACAGCCGAUGUCUGGAAGAUGAGCUGAGUAGUCGCGUUGCUGAAGUCUGGAAAUUAACCUACAAGGGGUGGACAGACCGAUUUCCCUUCUUUCACCAGUAGCCGAGAUGCUUGAUAAACACCUUUCGAGCCUGACAAAAUUUUCAUGCGCCGAGCAUUAGCAGAGAUUUCGUAGAUGGCAAAGCACGACGGCUGAUUUGCAUGCCAUCGCCGCACAUAUUUUCCACGGCUUCAAUCAGCCCAGGCCAUGUGAUAGGACCGUUCCGGUUGCACUGGUCCUAUCGAAAGCUUCAGAAACGGUUAAUCAUGCCAAGCUAUUUAAAGACAACGCCAACACGUCCCUCCAGCCAGGCCUGAGGGAUGGGUCACGAAUUAUCUGUGUGGUCGUCAGUCGUUUUAGAAUCAAGGGAUACGAAGUCGGAGCACGAUAGAGUGAAACAGGGAAUUUCGCAAAGCGGAGUGGUAUUUCCGGCACUGAGAUCGUAUCAUAUGCCGAUCAUGGCAUCGGGCCCCAUUUUCGAUAUAUUGAACAUCUACCUCAUAGGUCUUGCCGCCUAUAUCGCUGCAAGAGAUCUUAAGACAUCUGCUGCCAAAUCACUAUACAUGUAGAGGUAAAUUAUGAGCUAGUUGUGAGAGUUGAUGGAGUGAAGAUUCCGUUCAAGUAGUGUCCCAAAAUACUUGGUGUCACAUUUGACAGCUCUUUCAUGUCCUCAGCAUAUGCCGCUGCAGUUUGCAAUAGGUUCAGCUGGUCUUCAAGUUACUUUCCGACAGGACUUGGAAACAUGCAGAUGAAGGAACCAUGUUGACGACGUACAAAGCAAUUGACCAGUCGGUGGUAAGUUAAGCACCGAUGUGGUCUCAUCAACUAUGUGACACGCAGUGCAAUAAUAUUCAGAUCUGUUAGAAUGUCGCUCUUCGAACUGACACGGGCUGUCUCCUCUGUUCUCACGUGAACCACCUCCAGGAGACAAAGAUUCUAACCGCGCGAAGACAUAACUGCAUGCAGGGACAAUCCUAGUCACCACUUUGUUGAUGUGCAUCCACGCCUAGAAUCCAUAGAAUGGAUUAAUACGAUAUAGAGCAAGAAAUUCAGAAAUGAUAGCAGGUGUGGAGAACAGCUAGCGGGUGAAUGUGGUCCUUGGAGAACGUCCCACAACCAUUGCACCAGAAGAAAUUGAAUUAUGUAGAGAUCACAUAGGUGCUUUGUUUUACCUAGAAAAGCUAAGAGGCCACCGUAGCGCUGAUGUUAGCAUGUCCACCUAUGAAGCUGAAUACCUGGGUUAGAUUCCUGGCGAGACCAUCGGAAAAAAAUUUCAGCGGUGGUUUUACCCUCCUAAUGCUGAAAACAUUUAUGAGGUACUACGCCAUGUAAAGCAUCUCCUCAAAGAGGUGUCGCAAUGAGGCCCCUUAUCAUUGAGCUUAAAUUUGAAUCGGACUGCACUCAUUGAUAUGUGAGAAUUUUGCCCCUGUUCCUUAGUGGAAUGUUCAUGGGCAAAAUUUGAAAUUUUUGCAUUUUACAAAAGCUAAGAGUUACAAAAACACUUCCAUGGGGUUGAACAUCUAUACGCACUAAUUGGUGGCACUCUGUGGCAUGCCGUCUAGCCUUGGUUAAAAAUUAUCCUUUUCUAAGCAUACAAAGCAAAAUCACGGUUUCUACUAUAUGACGGCUAUAAUGAAAAGUGGAGCUAUCGGUAGCAAAUUUGGCUUGCAUAUUGAGGAGGGUAAUGUAACUAACCCCUAGAGUUUACCAAAUCAAAUUGAAAUAUCCGUUUAUGUAGCGAUUGCAUAGAGAUAUAGGUUAAGAUAUUCGAACUAGCCUCUAUUUUAAAUGAUUAAUGGGGAGAUAAUUAACACAGAAGGACGGACAAACGGACUUUGCCAACCCAAACGAAACCAACAAAAAUUAAUGGAUACCAUGAUGGGUAAAAAAUUAUAACAAUAAAAUGUUUCUGAAAAUUUAGGAAAUGUUGAACAGUUGUAAAGUCUAGAAUAUGAGAUAUGAAACAAUUUACAUUGAUCCGCGGCCAUCUUUUGAAGCAUUUCAAUAAUCUUGCCCAUCUAAUAGUGCAAAAGAUCUGAUUUUAUUUCCAUAUUCCAGAUUGAGAUUUGGCCCACCAUGCGAUUUAAGUUUCGAAUACGAUUUGUGCAUAAAAUUGAGGUAUACAAAUUAUAUUUUAUUUUGCCUUUGCGUAUAAAAUGCGAUUAAAUUGUAUUAGAUUAAUGACAUUAAACUUAAAGAGGUUAUUUAGCAUAAAAUUAAGCCAAGUUAAAAAUAAAAUGUAUCUAUAAGAUUCUAGGAAAAUUUAAAUAAGGAGGUGCGAUAGAUUUUGUCCGCAUUCCUACCUAUGUACGUGCAGACCGCCACAUGGGGAUCGGAGAGGCUUUAUGGUCAUGGGUGUGUGCGGGCAAGCGAUAAAAUGUAAUUGCCAAAAAUUAUUAUUAUUAAUAUACAUUUAGCCAAAUACAUAUUUGUUAAUAAUAAAACAAAACUUAAACUAAGUUACCCAAAGUCCACAAAAUUUUUAUUCGUAAUUGUUGUUGCUCAUUCAUAACAGUUGUUGUAGACAGUCGGCAGAUAGACAGACCUGCAGCUAUACAAACAAACAUUCCUACUCAUAUCGAAAGUUGAGGCUGAAGUAUGCUAAAUCAUAUCACAAAUGAAAACAAAAUCAAACGGAUGUUUUGCGUUUUCUAAUAUUCGAUAAAAACUUUUGGUCAACCAUGGCGAAUAGAAGCGUAUUACGAGUUUUUAGAUCAUUCCCAAACAUUAAUAUAGGUCUUAGCAUACUUUAAAAUUAAGGAAUCGGUAUAUGUAUACAUGGCCAUGUAGUAUGUAUGUAGGAUAAAGUUCAGCUAUAUAAACAUACAUACACACACAUAUUCUGAUUACCGUACAAUCGGUGGAUUGCGAAAUGCGCGCCAGGACAGGCGGUGGUGAAUCCUUGCUGUUGCUUAAAAUCUAAUUUGGAACAAAUUUUUAAACUCCAUCGCCCACAUACCUUUCGAAUAUUCUAAUCAGCAUAAAUUACGUGAGGCACAAAUUUCGGAUGAUAAUGAUUUUAAAUGUGCAAAGUUUUAACGCCGUGUAUCAGCCGGCAGAUAAGGCUAACAACUUCGAAAAAAGUGCCCAGCAUGUUGUUUGUUCGUCGUCUCGAGACCACUGUUUAAAUUUGAAUCAAACUUUUUUGAUUUUAUUACGGCACAACCUUUUUGAUCAG